Messenger RNA from Silurus meridionalis, 2027 nucleotides. Its product is annotated as oxidative stress-responsive serine-rich protein 1-like. The coding region runs from base 346 to 1179 and encodes 277 amino acids. NCBI's taxonomy places the organism in Eukaryota, Metazoa, Chordata, Actinopteri, Siluriformes, Siluridae. Gene Ontology annotation, biological process: cellular response to hydrogen peroxide. The record is from RefSeq and is a predicted model, not a curated record. The transcript has 5 exons.
UCUACGUCAGACCUUUGUGCGCUCUUGCAGAGUCACGCCGUGUAUUUCGUGUGUAAACGAGAUGUUUGGAGAACAAUCUAGAAACUGAUGCUGUGUUUCUGAAGUUUAGCAAAUAGAUGCGGAGAAACAUGUUUAUUAUAUACCCGUUUCUGGUAACAUUUACGAUUGCAUUGUUGACAGCUGAUUGGAUACAAUAAUCUCUAAAACCAUGAGCUAUUUUGCUAGUUAGCAUUAGCUGCAAAAUAUUUUUGUUGUAAUUAUUUUUGCAUUGAUAACACCGAAGGCUGCGGUUGAAUUAUCAAGGGCGGAGUCCAUGAAAUUUCUGAGGCCCUGCAAGGCACCACCAUGGACACUGUAAAGACACGAGAGAAAGAGUUUGAGGACGAAACACUACAGACUGCCUUCAAAAAGCUGCGUGUUGAUGCUGAAAGUUCUGUGGCUGCAGCACAUGUGAGUGAGUCUCUGGCAUCGAGAGCCGGAACCCGAGUCAGCAUAGAGGGAACAAAACCCAAAAUUACUUCUCCUAAAGACAACUGGCAUGGAUGCAGCCGAAAGUCCUCCAGGGGCUUAUCGAGAACCCAGAGACGGAGACGGUCCAAGUCUCCCAUCCUGCACCCACCCAUAUUUACCUACUGUAGGUCUACAAUGCAGUUGAAACACAAGAGUCCCACAGAGCUGGAGGACACCAGCACCUCCCUUCUUGUUCCAGCGAAGAAAGAGCUUUUGUCCUCUGGUGCUCAUUCGCCUACCUUUGGCUCCACAGGUUAUGACUCCAGUAUUACUUUGGAUAGCAAGAUUUCCCCUCUGAACAAAGUGCCACCCUUAGGCAAUGAGAGUAGCUCAGAGGGAAAGGACAAAACGACCAACACUUGUUUAGAGGAUGCUAAACCUACAGCAGCUGACUUUAAAUUCCUGUGCCAGCUCCAAGAGCAUAGCGUGUGCCAGUGCACCAACUGGGAAGGUAUGGAGGUCUACUCAUUCACUGGCCUGCGUGAUGUCAUUUCAGAGUGUGAAAGGAAGCUGCCCAGAUCAUCAGCAUCAAGCUCAACACGCUCCUGCUCCGAACAGGCGCGCGUUUAUGUGGAUGACAUUACUAUAGAAGAUCUGUCUGGCUACAUGGAGUAUUACCUGUACAUACCUAAAAAUAUGUCACACAUGGCUGAAAUGAUGUACACUUAACCCUCCUGUUAUGUUGUCGUGUUAGAAUAAAAAAAAACAAAAACAAAACAAAGUUACAUGUAUCUUUAUCGGUAUGUAACAUCUUCUGCCUGGCUUUAAUUAGUGUAAUCAGCAUACAAAAUGAAAAUGAUUCAUUUCUUAUAUUUGCGUGUGAAAGUGGAAUAAGUGGAAGCUAAAAGGGUUCAGAAGUGUCAAAUAUUUGUUUCUGCAUAUACAACGGAGUCAUCACAUGCCAAGGACAGCUGUGUGGACAAUGAGGGCAUUCCAGAGGACUUCACCUAGUACACCAGUGUGUUAGGUUUCUGCUGGGGGAAAAAGGAAGAGGAAAGAGGUGCCAGGUCUGUAAGCCCCAUCUGAUGAUAUCAAAACGAGCGUGACCGGUGUGAAUUGUGCCAAAUUCUUUUUCACAAAGCACUGUGCUGACAUGUGCUGUGUAGAUGCACAAACAUUCUUCGUCUUGCCACCGCGGAUCAUCCGUCUCAAUACCCCCUUGUCCUCUAAAUCUGCCUCUUUCAAACCAAUUCUGAUUCGUGAUCCGCAUAUUUAAUUUGGCACAUGUUUUACAUUGGACGCCUUACCUAACGCAACCCUCCCCAUUUAUCCAGGCUUGGGACCAGCACUUAGGAAACUGGCUUGUGCAACCCUAAUGGCUGGGUUGCACCUUGUUCAUUUCCACCUAUUCAUUUCUGGUUCCCAACAUUGCAGUGUUUACAAGUUACUUGUGUACUGUGAGGACUCAAAGACGCACAUAAACACACAAAUUGCUAAUCUCUCAUUUUGUUGUUUUGGUAUUUGUUUUAUUUCUGGACAAAAAACAGUGCUUAAAUAAAGUUUACUUUCAAUUUAAA